Molecule: messenger RNA, 4484 nt
Organism: Oreochromis aureus
Lineage: Eukaryota; Metazoa; Chordata; Actinopteri; Cichliformes; Cichlidae
Gene: esama
Product: endothelial cell adhesion molecule a
Exons: 7
Coding region: 364-1731 (455 amino acids)
Biological process (GO): homophilic cell-cell adhesion
Cellular component (GO): adherens junction; plasma membrane
Molecular function (GO): cell-cell adhesion mediator activity
Source: RefSeq, a predicted model, not a curated record
AUGACAACUUGCAGAGUUAUAACCCACUCGCCGCCGUGUCGAUAAGCAGGGAAUUGUAGAUGUUAAAAGGAGGAGAAGAAGAGUCUCGGAUGACCUUUAGUGUCAUUGUCAAUCCAGUUUUCACUCCACUUUAAUAUUCGCAUCGCUCCACCAAGUUAGAAAAGGGGAUCCGUGCGUCAGUGGAAUAAGACCCUUUCCACACUUCCUCACCUGAAGUGUCCCCUACCUUACCUUCCUCGACCAGCGCGUGGAGAUAGUGGGAAGCCCGCUGAGCAGACUUGAAGAGCUUUAUUUGCCCGAGGCGGAGAGCUGACAUAAAGCCGGGUGAAGGACGUUAACAACUGAGAAGUGUGUACAUCAGCCAUGGGAGCCUCCAGCACUACUUCGAGGAAACUUCCUCUGCUCUACUUUACCUUUCUGUGCGCGCUCACAGGCAUAUGGGCCAACUUUUUAAUACCCCUGAAAUAUGUAGAAGUGAUCGAGGGUCAGUAUGUGGAGCUGCACGCCUCGUACACUGGCGGCAACCCAAAUUCCAAGAGCAUCGCCUGGAACUUUUUGAUGCCUAACACCACCCAGAUGAAAAUGAUCAUCUCCUACACCAACAACAAGGUGAAUGUGUUUGACGGACAGUUUAAAGACCGUGUCGGUUUCCUAAGUAAGAUGCCAUCAUCAGACGUGUCGUUCUACAUCAACAACACCAGGGAGGCCGAUUCAGGAAGCUACAUCUUGCAGAAUAUUAAUGAUGGUAUUACUGGUACAGUUCCCCUGGAUGUGAAAGUCCCUCCUUCUGUUCCGAAGUGCUCUAUGACAGGGAAGCCAGAGCUAAAAGGAAACGUUACUCUGACCUGCAAGUCCAGCUCUGGGAAACCUAUUCCUUUGUACAAGUGGAAGAAAACCAGCCCCACCUCUGAGGUCUUCUUCUCACCCAUGCUCAAUGAGAAGACUGGCACUCUGAAGCUGAACAACCUGAGCAGCAACAUGUCGGGGAAAUACGUGUGCACAGCCAGCAACACGGUGGCAGAAAAGACCUGCGAAAUCGACCUGCACAUUACCAACUCCAAUAAAGUGGGCGUGAUCGUUGGUGCCACAGUUGGCUCAGUGGCUGGCUUCAUCUUCCUCCUUUUUGUGUGCCUCGCUUUUGUCUUCAUGAUAAGGAGGCGAAACAACGAGGAUGACUUGGCCAACGAAAUCAAGGAGGAUGCUCAGGCUCCCAAGCGUGUGUCAUGGGCUAAGAGUGGCAUGGGUUCUGACAUCAUCUCCAAGAAUGGCACCCUGUCCUCCAUCGCCUCCAGCCCACACCACAAAGAGUCCUCCCAUCACCACAACAACCACCACCACCACCUGCAGCAGUACCCACAGCGUCCCCCCUCAGACACUGCAUCCAUCAUCACCGCCACAGGCAGCAACGCCGGCUAUAGACCGUCCCGCCACCAAGGGGCCUCCACUCCCACCCAUUACAGCUACAACAACAACACCACCCUGCCACGUGAACAGCUAUUGUCCCCCGAGGUCGGCAGCAAUGGCGGUUCCAUGCCCAGACCCGAGCGCUACACCCAGUUGCCCCAGGCACAGGCGCUGCCGCAAACAUACAACCAGCCUCGGCUGCAGCUCCAGACCACUCCCUCCCCGCCACCACUGCCCACCUCCACCAUCAUGGCCUCCAACAUCUCCCGAAUGGGAGGAGUGCCCAUUAUGGUUCCUGCACAGAACCAGGCCGGAUCUCUAGUCUAACAUGAGCUAAAGAAAUACUGUCCCUUUACAUUCUUACAAAGGGUCAAUUGCAGAUUUUUCAAAGGGACUUUAUUAAUAUUUAGCAAAGAAUUCAAAGUGAAAAGGUCAUUUACUGAUGCCAACAAGCUCUCAGACACACUGUUUACUUCCUUUAAAUAUAAUUACUUAUAGUUCUUUUAUAUUCUGUAUGCACUGUACACAUUUGAAACUAUGUAUAGAUAUGAUUUUCAUACAUUUGUCCAGUAUCCUCUUUUAAUGUUUAAUGUUUUCGUUUUUCAUAUUUGGAAUUUUAAAUGUAAUUUCUUCUAAACUGUUUUCCUCCUGCCAUUUAUGAACCGCAGCUGGAACACCGUGUGUGCAAAUCUCACGGAUGGAAAAAAAGAGCACCAGCAUGCUACACUUUAUCCAUUGUCUUUACUUAGGGAAACUACCUGAAGGACUCAUAGGUCAUUACUGUUCAAGAAGGAGAAUGUUGCUCAGAAACACUGGGUUUAAUCUAUGUAUUAACUAUAUUUCAGCACCAGACACGAGAAAACAACAUAAUGUGUUAUGUGACAAAGUUUGGCUUUGCAAAGUAUCCUAAUCCUUUUUUUUCUGGCUUUACUUCUGUUGGGUUUUCAACUUAUAAAAUGCUUUUAAACUCACUUCUUUAAAUACAGUUGAGCAAAAGCUUCUGAUCAUAUUGAGCUCUGUUUAGGACUGCAGAGCUGUAAAUUUGCUUUUAUUCUUGACUAGUACUAAUCACUAAUAAUUUAAAGUUGCCUGCACCAUUCAAAUUGUAAAUAUGUGUAUUUUGGGGCUAAUUGGUAGCACGUUGUUGGGUGCAACCUUUAUGGAAAACAAUUUAAAGAAACAGGGGACAUGUUUGCCUUUAAUACCACUUUGUGUUGGCAUUGUUUUGUAUCUAAGUCAUCAUCUGCCUCAUCAGCAUAAAUUCAUCAUUUGGACCUGUUCUUCUAGACUGGCGCAAAGAGCUUAUAGCAUUAGAGAAAGACACCUGGUGAUCACACAGUUCCGCACAGUGAGGAUGAAGCUCUUGCGUUUAACAAGAGGGAGCAGGAGCCGCCACCUUUGACCAGUAAUGGAUCAAGAAAACUGAAAAAAUAUACCAUCUGCCACAACCCAACCGGUUGCGGCACAUGGCCCCUCCCCUCCCUUAGCCUGGUUCUGCUGGAGGUUUCUUCCUGUUAAAAGGGAGUUUUUCCUUCCCACUGUUUCCAAAGUGUUGGGUUUUUCUCUGUAUUAUUGUAGGGUCAACCUUACAAUAUAAAGCGCCUUGAGGUGUCUGUUGUUGUGAUUUGGCGCUGUAUAAAUAAUAUUGAAUUGAACUGAAGAUCAAAAAGAGGCCACCAAAGAUAUCAGCUAGCAGCAGAGCACCACUAUGCAUCACAUCAGGAUUAGAAACAUAAGGCAGGUCUCCUUUCAAAAUUAGUACAAUUCAGUACUAAUGUAUUUAAACUCCUUGGAAAAAAUGCCUCAAUAGUGGAUAUACAAUUGUGUAGCACAUUUGAAAAAUUUCUCUAGUUUCUUUACUUGAGUAUAUCAAGUAUGCUGCUCAGCAUUCAGAAUUUCACAUCCUACUGACAGAAAUAUCGGGGGAAAUGGUAACAAGGCUAAAGCGCAUGAAAGUCUGUUUAGAAGGUGUUAUUGGUGAAUUUGCAGCAUUUCUUAGAGAAAGAAAAUAGGGACAAUACAAUGUUAGUUCAGCAAAUUUGAGCCAUUUUAUCAAGUUUCAUUCAACCUUUUUGGCUGAAAACCUAAAGACUCCAUCAACAUUAUUGCAGGACCAUCAGUCUCGCAAUAAUGUUGUUCUGUACACUACAGAUACUCCUGGAAUCGCGACCUCUUUAGACUUUCUUCAUGCACCUUGGAAGUUAACAAAUGUGUUUCACUUUGCCUCUAAUCUGAAACAAAUAAACUAGAUUUGGUUCAGAGACUAUUUUCCAUUUCCAAAAUGUGUGGACAUGUUUUGAAUAAAAACAGUUGUGAGGGAGGCACUGUUUUGUAAAAAUCGCAUUUGUAAGAAUGUAUCCAAAUAGCUAAGGUCAUUUUAAUACACUGAAUGAUUUCAGAACUUCCUUUCAAAAGUUAAGAGCUAAAAGUAUUUAUUAUGUUUUUACACGUUAGGGCCAUUUGUAAUGUCUGUUGUUACUGAAUAUGAUUUAGAUUUGGAAAAGAGAAGACAGUGUGGUCAUAUUCUGCUGUAUUGUAAUUACACUGGAGCAUAUGUUUGUUAUUUAAGCUUUCGGUUAAUGUGCACAGAUAUUUUUACAUUUAUUUUCAUGACAUUCUGAAAUGAAGGCUGAUGAUGCUGAAGGAAAACAUACUGUAGAUGCAUCACGUGCAAACCACUUGAGAAAAUAAUCUCAAGACUAGAGCCAAGUGGAAAGAUUUCAUGAGGGAAGUUGAAAGAAAAAAGGAAAUCUGUUUGCUGUGCAUUUAAGACUCUGUGUCCUUUAAAAGUGUACAUUAUGGACAUUCAAAUGUAUUCAACGCAAGCCUUUAUUUUUAUAUUGUACAUGUAUAAAAAGCACAUUAAGAAAAGAGAAAGAAGUGCUCACUAUCACACUGAGUUAUAAACCAGCGUGGAUUGUAUAACUGCUGUGGACAAAUUGGUGGCCAAACAAAUAUGCUUAUUUAUACAGACGGCCUAAACUGUAGACAGUAAUGUGCAGUGUGCACUUGUAUCUUCCAUAUUUAUGUUCAUUGAAAAUGCUUUGUAUUAUAUUUUCAAUUAAAAUAAAAAAAGAUCA